Molecule: messenger RNA, 2904 nt
Organism: Lindgomyces ingoldianus
Lineage: Eukaryota; Fungi; Ascomycota; Dothideomycetes; Pleosporales; Lindgomycetaceae
Product: SPO22-domain-containing protein
Exons: 16
Coding region: 1-2904 (967 amino acids)
Biological process (GO): meiotic cell cycle; regulation of synaptonemal complex assembly
Source: RefSeq, a predicted model, not a curated record
AUGGCGCCACCAUCAGCGAAGCUUGAGCGCGAGCGGAAGCUCAACUUGCUUCUUUCCUUCGCCUCAGGACUCGCGAAUCACUUCACAUCCUCCUCCCACGACACCACCCUUGUUGACGAUCUCCAGCUCCAUAUCAAAAGUUUCCCCCUCCCUGUUUCAUCAGCGACGGCCGCAAAGCAAGAUGAACUCGAUAGACUCGGUACAGAGCUAUGGAACCUCUCCACCCGCUUGCGCCGUGACGGCGCCCAUUCCAAUGUCAAGACGAAAGACCAAAUCGCUCAACGAAAGCAUGCCCUAUGCCUCCUCCGUGUAUUCGCCAUGCUCCUCCUGGAUACAGCUGGCGGUCAAGGGAGGAAGGGUCCAGAGAGAAACAAUUGCGUCCGACUAAUGAAGGUUGCGCUGAAGGCCGCGCGGGUGUGUCUGGAGGACAAGGAUCUUGGUAGUGCAACGAAGGUGCUAGAGAGGGCUGCAGACUAUCAGGACGCGCUGGGCAAGGAAACGGGCGACAUUGACAAACAGCAGGCGCAGCUUGUGGAGCGCUUGAGAAUGGAAUAUUUUGGAGUGCGGACGAUUUUGGCCUGGCGACAAGAUCGUAUGGACACAGCAGAGCACAUGUUUUCAAAAACCAAGCAGCGUAAUUUUGCACUCGAGCCAACCACCGCUGAGAGCUUAGCAGAUCUUUUAUGCGAAAUAGGAAGAGAUUUGUUAGGAAGGCGAAAUUACGAGUUGGCAGUGAGAUGGCUGGAGCGCGCUCAUGACAUGCUCGGGGAGCAGGACCUUGAGAUACUCAGUUCCGAAGCCGGUGAGCUGCGACUGAGCAUCAUGCAGUCUCUCGUCCAGGGGUAUAUCAAACUGAAGACUCCUGAAGCGCAGAAGAGAGCGGAAGAUAUGGUGAACCUGCUCGAGACCGACUAUGGGGAGAAGAUGGCCGUUUCCCUCUUGAGGCUAGAGCUUCUUUCGGCAACGGAAUUGACUGACCCAAGCCAGUAUUACACGGUCCUCCUUCGAAUAAUACGUUCUGCAGUCUUGAACGAGACAAUCUUCAAGACGAUCAUGCACCACAUUCACAAACUGAAGAAUUACAGUCACCCGACCGCAUGCAAGAUCCUCGAUGAUUUGAUCCAGCUCAGGCUGUUCAGGGAAGAGAACCAGGGUUGGGUCGAAAAGGCAAUCAUAACAAGAAUAUGGGUGGGUACGACCAGCUCCAGCUCCCAGGACAUCCUGGAGUCUUUACACGAGCUUUUUGAGAAUACCUUGCAACAAACCAAAUACCCUCUGUCCACUGCUGCGACACAUGCUGCACAAACGCUGCUUUGGAAGCGAGUGGAGGCAACUUACAAUCAGGAGCAGUUCGCAACCGCCGAAUUUUGGUGUAAUCUCUGUCUUCAUAUGCUUUUCGAUAAGGCUGGAGAGCUGAACAAGUCUAAGAUCACGAGGCGAGUAAUUUUGUGUGCCUUGGCACGGCAGGACUACGUACACGCUCGAGACGCCUUUAACAAUAUGCCCGAUACCGGAAGAAGCGAACCAAUAACACGUUACCUGAUGUAUAAAGUAGCUUUGCAUAGUGGUGAUCCAGAGUUUACUGCGGAGUGUCUUGACCAUAUCUGCCGGCAUUCGUCAAAAGAUGCGACCCUCCUUUAUGCAUGCGUGCUAGAAGCCCAGAGUACUGGAGACAAACGACAGGCUAUCGUCGCCCUUCAGAAAGUGCUUGACAAGUACGACUACAGUGCACCUGCUGGCAUACAUCUCCCAGCUCUUCUCAGGGAAGCGCCUCCGGCAACAUCUGGAAAAUUGGUCAAGGAUGGUCAUUUAAGCUCAGAUGUUGUGGAAGAGCUAUGUAAAUUAUUCGAAGGGGCAUGUGCCCAGGCCAACGCAUCACGACGGCGACCCAGUAACCCGGCUCAGCAGCUCUUUAAUCCCUCAGAAUUUGAAUGGUUUUCUAAGAAUGCGUACAACUUAUCCCUCAAGUACUGCGCGGAAAUGCACCCAAGGAACUUAACAAGGUUACUCCAUGCCUGUAUCGAGUUCAUCCGGCUGCUUCAAGAACAAGGCCAGUCGGAGACUAAUGCCGACCUUCCGCUUCGAUUGAUGUUCUGCCAUUUUCUCGCUGCUUGUGCAUUUAUUACCUUAGCUCGCGCAGAAGACUGCAUUCAAGAUUGUCUUCAAUACUAUUUGCAAGUCCGACGCCACGGACAAGAGUUCAGGCGUACAGCUGCCACGGAACUUAAUAGUGAGAAACUUGGAAUAUCCUCACAUGACGACAUCAUAUCAAAGCACUUCCAAAUUGUAAAAUUGGAGCUGGAAGCAAUCCUAAAGCUUGAGAAGUGGGAUGACUUGGACGAGUUGUUUGAAGAGGUCUGGAAGUACAAAAACCCAGAACAUUACGAGACUCUCGCGGACCUAGUCUUAAUCAUCCAUUCCAGAGUCACGAAAUCAGAUAUAAGCCCAAAGUACCAGAGCAAGGUAUUGAGCGUACUCCAGAAAAUCAUCAACUUCACCUGGCGUCAAAGCAACAACGACAUCGUCAAGUUGUCCCGCUGGAUCCGCUGCCUCUUUCGGCUAGCCCUCCCAUUCGAUGAGCCUACCAGCCUGAAGUGCCUAGACCAAGUCUCCGAGAUUGUGGCCACACAACAAGGGGUAAGCCUACCGAGCACCCCCCCACUAUCGUCUUCUCCUAGGCUUGCUGACAUUGAGAAGGAAUCGAAUCAUUAUCCUGCGGCUGAGCUUGAGUGGCUGGCGACAACGAGUUUCAAUCAGGCGAUUGACUUUUAUGUAGCGAAUGAUGAUGCAAAGUGUAGGCUUUGGGCGGAGAAGGCGCUCGGGUUGGCGCAGUGGGCGGAAGAUGGGGGAAUGUUGAGAGGGUUGUUGAUGGAGAAGUAUUCGGGGUUGACGUGGCAGGAGUGA